Malassezia sympodialis ATCC 42132 is the source of this 5043-nucleotide messenger RNA. RefSeq lists its product as uncharacterized. Lineage: Eukaryota; Fungi; Basidiomycota; Malasseziomycetes; Malasseziales; Malasseziaceae. Gene Ontology annotation, molecular function: amino acid transmembrane transporter activity. Gene Ontology annotation, biological process: amino acid transmembrane transport. The record is from RefSeq and is a predicted model, not a curated record. Gene Ontology annotation, cellular component: membrane.
AUGGGAGCCCUUCAAAAUUGGCUCAAUUCGUUUAAGCGAGCCGAGACUGGUGUUGGCAAGGAGCCAGCAUUUGGCGGAGAGCCUUCUGAUACAGGUAGUGAGAAAAAACAGCCUCUUGGAAAAGAUGAAUUUGCCAACACCACUGUGGCAGUAAAAACAGAGGAUGGUGGGAUCAUUGCUGUACCCGAAGAAACUAGCCUGAAGAGAACUCUUAAGAGUCGCCAUAUUCAGUUCAUCGCCCUUGGAGGAAGUAUUGGUACUGGUCUCUUUGUCGGUUCUGGGUCAAAUCUCAGCACUGGCGGUCCUGGCUCCAUUAUUGUGGCAUAUCUUAUCGUGGCCGUUAUGAUUAUACCUGUUAUUUUUGCUAUGGGGGAAUUGUCAGCUGUUCUCCCUGUGACUGGAGCUUUCUCGACCUAUGCUACACGGUUUAUUGAUCCUUCCUGGGGUUUUGCAAUGGGAUGGAAUUAUUUUCUUCAGUGGCUUGUGGCGUUCCCCUUGGAAGCUACAGCAGCGACUAUCCUCAUCAGCUUUUGGGAUACAGAAGAAAAAGUCCCUAGAGGAGUGUGGAUUGCUAUUUUUUGGCUCAUUAUUGCCUUUAUCAACCUUUUCGGCGUACGUGGAUAUGGCGAAUUCGAAUUUGUUGCGACAACCAUCAAAGUGUUGGGUAUCAUUGGGUUCAUCAUUUGCGCAAUUGUUAUUGAUUGUGGUGGUUCUCCUUCUGGUACCUAUCUUGGUGCUCGAGGCUGGCAUACCACGGAUGCCUUUUUGUAUGGCUUUAAAGGCUUUUGCUCGGUAUUUAUUACUGCUGCUUUUGCUUUUUCAGGUACAGAACUCGUUGGUUUGGCUGCUGCGGAGACAUCCAACCCUCGAAGGGCAAUUCCAAAAGCUAGCAAGCAGGUGCUUUUGCGUGUUUUGCUAUUUUAUAUUUUGUCUCUGUUCAUGAUCACACUCAUCGUUCCUGCCGAUGACCCUCGGCUUCAAGGUUCAAGCAACGACGCUCGGGCUUCUCCUUUUGUGAUUGCCAUUGAGCUCGGCCAAAUCCAUGCGCUUCCCCAGAUUUUUAAUGCAGUUAUCCUGCUAUCUGCCUUGUCUGUCGGUAAUGCUUCAGUAUAUGGAGGCAGUCGAACACUUCUCUCUCUUGCUGAGCAAGGUAUGGCUCCAAAACUUUUCCGCUUCGUUGACCGAGCGGGCCGCCCACUACCAUCUGUACUGCUUUGUCUUGCUUUUGGAUUCCUGGGUUUCCUAAUCUAUGCUUCCAACAGUAACACCGUGUUUACAUGGCUUUUGAGUAUUUCGGGUCUCUCUGCGGUCUUUGCUUGGGGUUCAACUUGUUAUGCACACAUUCGGUUCCGCACUGCUUGGAUUCGUCAAGGCAAUUCUCUGAAAAUGCUUCCGUGGGCUUCACCUUUGGGCGCUUGGGGUUCAUGGAUUGGCUUAAUUCUAAACAUUUUGGUAAUUAUGGCUGCAUUCUAUUCCUCUGCCUGGCCUAUUGAUGAAGCAACCAUGAACGGAAGUGACCGUGUCAAUACCUUUUUUGAAAACAUGCUUUCACUCCCGGUUGUUUUGCUCUAUUUCAUCGGUCAUAAAAUUUGGACCCGUUCUCGCUAUGUUCGCAUCGAUGAAAUCGACGUUCAGACAGGUCGAAGGGAUCCUGUCUCUGAAGAAGUGCUCGAGCAAGAACGUGCGGAAUGGCGUGCCCUUCCGAUGUGGAAGCGCCAUAUUAUUACCGGCUCUGAGCUAAACCAAGAGGGAGUACCUAGUGAAGAUUUUAAACGCGAACUUGAUUCGCGCCAUUUGUCAUUUCUUGCUCUAGGCAGUGGUAUUGGCACAGGUCUCUUUAUUGGCUCAGGAAACAUUUUGGCUACAGGCGGUCCUGGUUCUCUUAUGAUCGACUUCAUCAUCCUUGCUUUCAUGGUCGUGACUGUUAUAUUUGCUGUGGGUGAAAUGUUAGCAGCAUUUCCGCGAGCCGGAACUUAUUCGAGCCUGAUGACGCGGUUCGUGGAUCCAUCCCUUGGGUUUGCCGUGGGACUGAAUUAUCUGCUGACAUGGUUGAUUAUUUUCCCUGUUGAGCUUACUGCUGCUACCAUGGUGAUUCAGUAUUGGGAUCCUAAUGAACAUGUACCGAAGGGUAUUUGGGUUGCGAUCAUCAUGGCAUCCGUGUUUCUUAUAAACUUGUUUGGUGUACGGUUUUUCGGCGAGGUUGAAUUUUUCACUACUUCAAUCAAAAUGCUUGCAAUUAUUGGCUUUAUCAUCUGUGCUGUUGUGAUUGAUUGCGGUGGUACGCCUCGAAAGCACUACUUUGGCGCCGACACCUGGCAUAAUCCUGGAGCCUUUGCAAAUGGGUUUAAAGGGUUCAGUAACGCCUUUGCGUUUGCUGCGCUUGCCUACGGUGGUUCAGAGAUCGUUGGUAUCACAGCGGGCGAAGCGCGGCAUCCGCAUAAGUAUCUACCCCGAGCCUGUAAGUUUAUUGUAUACCGGGUCAUUCUAUUUUUUAUACUGUCCUUGUUUAUGGUAACGCUACUUGUCCCUUACGAUGAUCCGAGACUGCAAGGAUCUAGCUCGAAUCCGCGUGCUUCUCCAUUUGUGAUUGCCAUCAAGCAAGGCAAUAUAUACGCGCUUCCUAGUAUAUUCAAUGGUGUCAUCUUGAUAUCGGUUGUGUCUGUGGCAAAUGCGGCGUUGUAUUCAAGCAGUCGCCUGGUGCACAGCAUGGCCAAGGAUGGGUUUCUCCCGCACUUCCUCGUUUUUCAAGACAAAAAGGGACGUCCCUGGCUUGGCUACGUGGUAGUUCUCUUGUUUGGCUUGCUGGGGUUUUUGGUAUAUUCAGCUUCAGAAAAUGAGGUAUUUAAUUGGCUGGGGAGUAUUACAGGUCUUUCGGUGAUCAUCCUCUGGGCGGCGCUGUGCAUGGGUCACAUUCGUUUCCGGCAAGCCUGGCGAUUACAAGGGCAUUCGCUGAACGAACUUCCGUGGACCUCACCCCUGGGUGAACUAGGUUCUUAUUUCGGCGUCUUGGUAAACCUUCUGGUUCUUGUGGCUACCUUUUAUACCUCUGCCUUCCCCAUUGGAGAAGGAGAAAUGGACUCACGCGACAGAGGGAAGAAUUUCUUCCAGAAUUAUCUUUCUGUAGUCAUCAUUCUGUUCUCCUUCUUUGUCCACAAACUGUUCACACGGUCUUCUGUUGUUAAGCUCCGAGAUAUCGACUUGGUUUCUGGCUUGCGACCGUCUGAGCCUGACGUGAUACUCGAACAAGAGCGUCGGGCUCUCCAACAACGACCUCGUUGGAAAAAAAUUCUAGCAGGCUCUACCAUGGGAAUCUUUUCUAGCUGGGCCGAUAGCUUCAAACGCGCAGAUACCCAGUUCGGCGCUGAUCCGGACUAUGCGAGCGAAUUCGUCAAAGAAGGAGGGGACAAAGCCGUGCUAGGCAACGAAGAUUAUGCGAAUGCCACUAGCCUGGUUCAUACCGACAAUGGAGGUAUUGCGGUUGUCCCCGAAAAGUCGGCACUGAAGCGGAACUUGCAUAACCGCCAUAUUCAAUUCAUCGCUCUCGGUGGCGGUAUCGGUACAGGUCUCUUUAUUGGUUCCGGAAGUGAGCUGGCCACGGGUGGCCCAGGAAGUCUGAUUAUCAAUUUCUUAAUCGUCGGUGUGAUGAUUAUGUGUGUGGUUUUCAGUCUGGGUGAGCUUGCAUCAACGUUGCCUGUGUCUGGUGCAUUUUCUGCCUAUGCUUCGCGAUUCGUUGACCCUGCGUGGGGCUUUGCGGUGGGCUGGAACUACUAUCUGCAGUGGCUCAUUGUCAUGCCGCUUGAGUUCACAGCUGCAGCCAUUGUCAUUCAAUUCUGGGAUCCCGAUCAAAAAGUACCACCUGGUAUAUGGAUCAUGAUUUUCUUCCUUGUCAUUACGGCGAUCAAUCUUUUUGGCGUUCGCGGAUACGCGGAAUUUGAGUUUUUCGCAACAGCCCUCAAAGUCAUUACGGUACUGGGUCUCAUUAUCACACUUAUAUGUAUCGAUUGUGGCGGCACACCCAGCAAUAAGUACUUGGGCACGGGCACAUGGCACAAUCCGGGGGCCUUCAAUGCUGGGUUUAAAGGAUUCUGUUCAUCCUUCACGGGCGUGGCAUUUGCGUUUGCGGGCACAGAACUGGUUGGAUUGGCUUCGGCAGAAACGGCCGAGCCACGCAAAGUUCUGCCGAAAGCGUGCCAGCAGGUGGUCAUCCGUAUUGUGCUGUUUUACAUUCUGUCACUGCUGCUGGUAACAUUUGUCGUGCCUUACAAUGAUCCUCGUCUGACGAACGGCCACGGUCACUAUGACCCUCAUACCUCACCAUUCGUGAUUGCACUCAGGAUUGGUCAGAUCAAGGUCCUUCCUCACAUUGUCAAUGCCGUCAUUAUCGUGUCGACAUUGUCGGUGGCUAAUUCAUCCGUCUAUGCUUCAAGCCGCACGAUGCUGUCGUUGGCCGAGCAGGGAUUUGCACCCAGCCUGUUCAAGUACGUGGACCGUGCUGGCCGCCCCCUCCCGGCGGUCAUUGUUUCCCUGGCCUUUGGCUUGCUCGCCUUCCUCAUCUAUGCCUCAAACGAAGGCACCAUUUUCAGCUGGAUGCUGAGUAUCUCUGGUCUCUCCGCCAUUUUUGCAUGGGGCUCUAUUUGCCUGUGUCACAUUCGUUUCCGCGCCGCGUGGAAGUAUCAGGGCCUGACCUUGCGACAGCUUUCAUGGGCGUCGCCGCUCGGCACCAUCGGCUCUUACAUCGGUCUUUCCCUGUGUAUUCUGGUCGUGAUUGCCACCUUUUAUGUGAGCGCAUUCCCUAUUGGCGAAGCUAGCAUGAAUGGGAAUGAUCGCGCGGAAAACUUUUUCAAUGGCAUGAUCUCGCUAGUCAUUGUCAUCGUGUUUGGCUUGGUGUAUAAGCUAUUUGCGCGCACACGAUUUGUUCGCCUGGGAGAGAUGGAUAUUCAUACGGGCCGACGCGAAUCUGUGGGCGACGAAGUACUUGAGCAGGAGCAGGCCGAGAAGCGUGCGCAGCCAAUGUGGAAGCGCGUGCUUGGCACAAUAUUUUAG